Aspergillus pseudotamarii is the source of this 1674-nucleotide messenger RNA. Its product is annotated as ADP-ribosylation factor family protein. The record is from RefSeq and is a predicted model, not a curated record. The transcript has 6 exons. Gene Ontology annotation, molecular function: GTPase activity; GTP binding. Lineage: Eukaryota; Fungi; Ascomycota; Eurotiomycetes; Eurotiales; Aspergillaceae. Gene Ontology annotation, cellular component: cytoplasm. The coding region runs from base 535 to 1089 and encodes 184 amino acids. Gene Ontology annotation, biological process: vesicle-mediated transport; intracellular protein transport.
GGUGAAACAACCGAGAUGCUUGGCAGGAAUCGCGGGGCUUAGUCAUGCGGCAGCCCCUUUUACGGAGUCCGAGUUGAAUUGCCCAGCGCGCAGACCCUCGUCGCUACUCCUCGUGUGGAUCGUCGCCCUUGAAACUCUGGGCCCAAUUAAUUAAACUAUUCAUUUCACUUUCGCUCCUUCUGCCACAUUCACUCUUUUCUUUUCUAUCGUUACAUUUUGGUUCAGCCUGUGUUUUGCUUUUUCUUUCUUUCGGUUCUUUCUUCAUCUCUUUCCUUUUUCUCUUCGUCUUCUGCUCACCUCCCCUUCGCCGACAAGGACGGAGUAAUUGACCUUACAGCGGGAUUUCUCACGCUUUUCCCACAACCCCCCCCCCCCUCCCUCCCCUGCUCGUGUCCAACCGCAAUUGAAACCUGGUCCCAAUUCCGAUCGCAAACACGAUUGAGGACUUCUGCGCUCCAUCAACAGUAGCACUACCUCACUUUUACGCUUUUUAUUAUUAUCGGUGACCUCAGGAGUUAGCAACCCCUCGUCAAAAUGGGUGGUCAAGUUUCCAAGUUAAUGGGGAAGAUCUUCGGGACGAAGGAAAUGCGGAUUCUGAUGUUGGGUUUGGAUGCUGCUGGAAAGACCACAAUUUUGUACAAACUGAAACUCACGAACCAGGAGGUCACUACCAUCCCCACUGUCGGGUUUAACGUCGAAAGUGUAACCUACAAGAAUGUCAAGUUCAAUGUGUGGGAUGUCGGUGGCCAGGACAAGAUCCGGCCACUAUGGAGACACUACUAUUCCGGAACGCAAGGCUUGAUCUUCGUCGUUGACUCCAGCGACACCGCCCGGAUGGAGGAGGCUCGUUCCGAGCUUCACAAGAUCAUCAACGAUCGCGAAAUGAAGGACGCUCUUCUCCUGGUUUUCGCGAACAAACAAGAUAUUCAAGGCCAUAUGAGCCCCGAAGACGUCACCAAUGCGCUCCAACUCAAUAAGCUGAAGGACAAGCUAUGGUAUGUCGCGCCUAGCGUUGCUACCGAGGGUACUGGUAUCUUCGAAGGACUUGCUUGGCUUUCCAACAACGUGAAAACACCAGCCCAAAAAUAAUUCCAUCCGCGCCGCCCAUCGUUGGCAGUGUAAAUCUAGGGACCCCAAUUGCAUGGCUCUCGUGUAUAACAUUUCCUUAUCUCGUUCGGCCUCUUUCGUUCAUGUCCGCUUUGAUGACAGAAGACGCAGCAUUUGCAGUAUGUUUACAUUUCACUUCGUGCGCAUGCUUUGCCCAUCUCUUGAACUUCUUUCCAUUUCCUUACCUUUUCAUGAUAUCCCUCACUGUUUCUAUGCGGGCCAUUUAAAUACUCUUUUUUUUCUUAAUUAAUACUUCUCCCCCUUACUGUCGACUGCCUCUUUCCUUUCGACGCAUUGCCUUUGCAUUGUAUAGAAACAUUUUGAAUACAGAAAGAAAUUCAGACCAACAUACACAAUGAAUAUGUUAUAUCCACGCCAGCAACCCACUGUUAAAAAUACAUACAAUCACAGGUACACUGACAACGAAGCCUUAACCCCGGUACCGAAGCCCGACGAAGGACCCCGAUGCUACCUAGGUCUCAAAAAGUCGCAUCUACUCUUAAGCCUCACAACGGCUGCCCAUAUAUCGAAAGCCAAGCCAUAAUUUAGCCUAUAUGCAAGGAUGGG